ACUAACAAAAGAGUGGAGGGCUUCAUAUUGAUUUUGACCAUUUGGGUUUUUUUUUUAACACGCACCUUAAUCUAACUAGAUGAGCGUUCUUGCACGUCGCCCCCAUUGAAAUGCCGCCACCGCGCAUCCCGGAAUCGAACCCACGACGUCGUGCUCUGCAGCGAAACACCACAACCACUGAGUCACCGCAGCGGCGGGUCAUGCAUGAACUCGGGCAUGCGCCUUAAAAGCGAGUCCAGCCGAGUGAACGUGCGACCCGCGCAUGUUCGGCUCAGCCUGCCCGGCACGUCUACUCGAGGCGCUCCUGUCGGGCUUCGCGUGAGCGCCCUUGAACGCGACCGCGCAGACUCCUGGCCACCUUAGGGCGUGACUCGCUGCUGGUCGCUCCCGCCCCGUACCCAUCGUCCUCGCCAGGCGCCCUGAGUCCGUCGUACCACGGCUACGAGGCUCUACGGUGGCACAGCCGGGUAGCUGAGCUGGGCGGAAACGAGAGCGCCCGCGCUUGCCACACCAUCAGCUUGGCAGGCGUGGCGAUGACCGCAGCCAACGCCACGCUAGUGCCGUACGAUCGCAUCUGCACGGCACGCUUCCUCAGGACGCCCAGGACAAGCAGGGACGGCUGGUCAUCGGUGGGUCGCCUGUGGGGCUCCGGCGCCCUGGUGUCCUUCCUCUCCCCGGCCCGGGCGCGAUCCUUCGUUGCUGCCGUGCGCGAGGAGGCGGGCUCGAGCUGCCUAGGCUUCUGGGAUCCCGAGCACGACGACUUCGCCGGUCGCUGCGGGGGGCCCGAGUACCCGCUCAUAGGGGCCAUUGUGAAACGACUCGACGAUGAGCAGAGACGUGAUUAA
Dermacentor andersoni is the source of this 845-nucleotide messenger RNA. NCBI's taxonomy places the organism in Eukaryota, Metazoa, Arthropoda, Arachnida, Ixodida, Ixodidae. The record is from RefSeq and is a predicted model, not a curated record.